ACGCAUUUACCCAGUGGAGGGUUGCAUAACAAAUCUUGUAAGAAGUGCCAAAGAAAAGAUGCUGUUCUGUAUACACAUGCAACAGGCAUGUUGUGAGUGGGAGGUAAACACGAACAACUACUCGAUCUGCGAGAGGUGCUGCUCUUUUCAUUGUGGAGCAUCUUCGCCAAUCUUCGCGGUGGGCGCAUCAGAGCCAGGUUGUGUGGCGCGGGUCGUCAGAACUUCAGCCUUUUUCGUCAAGUGAAAAAGCUCUGCCUUAUAAGGAUGGCGUUUGUCAAUAAAAGCCAGGUCUUUGUUUUCUUGGUGCUGCUGCUCCAGCUUGUUCAAUUUGGAGCGACGGUCGAUUUCAAGUCGCUGAUUCCACGCUCAAAAAAGGUCAAUGGAGAAUACAUGUAUCGGCAUGCGACCGACGACUGGGAGAAAAGCGGCGCGGUGGCUGACCGAUGGGAAGAGCGCAAGAAUGGAGUAGUUCGUGGACAAUACGCCCUCUUGCAACCCGACGGGAAAAUUCGCACGGUGGACUACAUUGUGCACGAGCCAGGCAAAGGCCCGGGUGGCUUCAAAGUGGUCGUCCGCUACUGGCCCGGUCCUCAGCAGCUCAUGAGCUCAAUGACCUUGAGUGAAACACUCGCAAACCACCCUCAACCUGCCAUCAAUAAUUACGCCCUAUACGGCAAAGCUGUGGAUGACGACCAGUCGGAGAGAAUCAGGCGCUCAUUGAAAAUGUAUGCUCCCUUGAGAGAGGAAAUGGAAGAAUACAAGCAAAAGACCAGAUUGCCUUUUGAAGAGGACGUCAGGCAUGUCAAAGCGCGGAAAUUCGCCAGGAGGGCUAGCAGUAGAUAAUUUUUUAAAUGCAAAUAGUUUGUAAUUUAAUUCACAUCUAGUCCUGGCAAACGGACGCUAUUGAAUUUUUGAGCCCAACUAACAUUAUGUUUAGUAUUUAUUUGCUAUAAUUUAAGCUGCCGGAUAACAGUGGUAAUAAAUUGUUCCAUUUUCAAAUGAAAACUCAUUUAUUGAGGAUAACAUUAACUAACCUGUGGCUUCAUUUCUAGCCUUGGAUUAAUGUUCAUGGCUAGAAGUUCAGUAAAAAGUAGCUUUGUGGCAUAAGGCAUCCUCACUGUAGCAAUUUUCUCACUGCUGCGGCAAAGUUGGCACCAACCCUGGUAGCCAAAAGAGCCGCACUUUUCGCACACAUCCAUCAAGGCAACGUCGCUGGCUAGCAUCA
This is a messenger RNA of Neocloeon triangulifer, 1225 nucleotides long. RefSeq lists its product as uncharacterized. The record is from RefSeq and is a predicted model, not a curated record. The coding region runs from base 265 to 843 and encodes 192 amino acids. Lineage: Eukaryota; Metazoa; Arthropoda; Insecta; Ephemeroptera; Baetidae. The transcript has 4 exons.